Cryptococcus wingfieldii CBS 7118 is the source of this 1794-nucleotide messenger RNA. RefSeq lists its product as hypothetical. Gene Ontology annotation, cellular component: membrane. The transcript is spliced from 16 exons. The record is from RefSeq and is a predicted model, not a curated record. Bases 1 to 1794 code for a protein of 597 amino acids. NCBI's taxonomy places the organism in Eukaryota, Fungi, Basidiomycota, Tremellomycetes, Tremellales, Cryptococcaceae. Gene Ontology annotation, molecular function: transmembrane transporter activity. Gene Ontology annotation, biological process: transmembrane transport.
AUGGCGAGCGAUGGGGUGCUCCGGCCAUCGCCGCCGUCCCCCGCCCGCGGCUUUCAUGUUACCAAUAAUACACCGGGCGAAAAGCCAGCAAGUCUCCUCACCCAGCAUCAUCCACAAGUCAUAAGCGAUCGAGUCGUAGCUCCAGUGGUCGCCAUCGUCACCGUCAACGGUCCCUUGGCGACCGACCAGGCCCUGUCAUCUCCAGACUCCAAGCGCGCCGACGACAAGGAGUCUUUCUACGGCGAGAAUGUCGGCGCCUUCGAGGUUGCUUCGCAGGUCGAGCUCAACUAUAGGUUCUAUGAGCCCCCUGACACUUACGAGGGUAAGAAGCGAUGGGACCCCAAGGCCGAGUGGACCGAAGAAGAAGAGACAAAGCUCAGCAGGAAACUUGACUGGAAGGUCAUGUCUUUUGCUUGUCUGUGUUUCCUUGCCUUGCAGCUUGAUCGUGGUAACCUCGGUAACGCCGUGUCCGACGACAUGUUGAGUGAUGUCGGUAUGACCACUGCCAAUUAUAACAUUGGCAAUACCAUCUUCUCCCUUUGUUUUCUCUUCGCUGAGCUUCCUUCCCAGAUGAUCUCGAAGAAGCUCGGAAGUGAUGUCUGGAUCCCCAUUCAAAUGAUAUCCUGGUCCGCCGUCGCAAUGGGCCAAAUGGGUAUCAAAGGACCCCAAUCUUUCUACGCUACGCGUGCUCUUCUUGGUUUGAUUGAGGGAGGUAAGGCAACAUUAGCUUCUCGCGCCCCGGUGACAACACUGAUACUGUACCUCUCGUCAGCCGCCACCGAACUCACUAUCCGUCUCUCAUACUUUUGGUGUGCACUGACAAUGACCAACAUCAUCUCGGGUUUCCUCGCUGCUGGUCUUCUACAGAUGCGAGGUGCGUUCCCAUCAUCCCAUUGGCUAUUCGUCAUUGAAGGGACAAUCACAUUCCUAGUCGGUCUCUGGGCUGCCUUCUACCUGCCUGCCAGUCCCACCCAGACCGCAAAAUGGUGGAGGAAAGAAGGCUGGUUCACCCAACGGGAAGAGACUAUCAUUGUCAACAAGGUCCUUCGGGAUGACCCUUUCAAGUCGGACAUGCACAAUCGAGAAGGACUUUCCCUCAAGCAAUUCUGGGAAUCGUUGUGCGACUAUGACCUUUGGCCCCUAUACGCUCUUGGUAUCACGUCAUUCGUCGCGCCCAACACCAUCAGCACUUACUAUACCCUCACUCUCAAAGCUCUCAAAUUCACAACUUUCCAAACCAACCUCAUGACUAUCCCCGGCAACGUCAUCUCCAUCAUUUUCACCCUGAUCCCGGCCUACAUUUCCAAGAGAGUCAACGAGCGUCUAAUCAUCGCUUCGUUCAACCCAAUUUGGAUGCUGCCGUUCAUCGUCGGACUUAUCUAUGCCCCGGAUGAUUUGAAUAGGUGGGUGAAGUGGGUGUUGAUCACAUUGACUGUUUCGCACCCUUCGAGUCAUCCGAUUAUCGUGUCUAUGAACAGUGGCAAUGCCGGCAGUGUCAGAACCCGUACUGUCGCCAGUAGUCUCUACAACAUGUUUGUUCAAUCGGCGUCUUUGAUCAGUUCCAACGUCUACCAGCCCACCGAUGCCCCAUACUACCACAAAGGUAACAAGGUUCUCGCUGGCAUCACCGGGGUUGCCAUCUUCAACUUUUGGGCUGCCAAGGCUUGGUACAUCUAUAGGAACAAGCAGAAGGCCAAGGUGUGGGACACAUAUACUGCGGAGGAGAAGGGGGAGUACAUGAAAAGUACUAGCGAUAAGGGUAAUAAGAGACUCGACUUCCGCUUCCUUCAUUAG